AUGUCGCCAGACGGCCCUCCUGGAGGGUCGUCACGCCGCCCUCCUGGAUUCACAGAGCGAGUAUCUGCAGUCAUGGCUUCUGCUGAGCUAUCCUCAAAGUCGCAAUGGAUUAACGAUGAUGUUCGGCCCGUGGAGAAGGAGAGGAGGACAUGGAAGCUCCGCUCCUUUCACGAUUAUUGGCUUGUCAUUAACUGCAACACGACGACGUUCAUAACUGGGAGUGCACUCAUUCCCCUGGGUCUUGCUUGGUGGCAGGCCGUCAUUUGCAUCGUCGUGGGAAAUCUCAUAGCUUUAGCUGCAGUCCUUGCCAAUUCCAUGGCGGGAUCUCGAUAUCACAUCGGAUUUCCUGUAAUUAGUAGAUCGAUAUGGGGGAUGUGGGGGUCCCAAUUCACCAUCUGGAACCGCAUAUUCCUUUCUAUCGUUUGGUCAGUUUUCCUGUGA
Molecule: messenger RNA, 441 nt
Organism: Akanthomyces muscarius
Lineage: Eukaryota; Fungi; Ascomycota; Sordariomycetes; Hypocreales; Cordycipitaceae
Exons: 6
Coding region: 1-441 (146 amino acids)
Biological process (GO): nucleobase transport; transmembrane transport
Cellular component (GO): plasma membrane
Molecular function (GO): nucleobase transmembrane transporter activity
Source: RefSeq, a predicted model, not a curated record